Molecule: messenger RNA, 4322 nt
Organism: Rhinichthys klamathensis goyatoka
Lineage: Eukaryota; Metazoa; Chordata; Actinopteri; Cypriniformes; Leuciscidae
Gene: sh3pxd2b
Product: SH3 and PX domains 2B
Exons: 12
Coding region: 4-2799 (931 amino acids)
Biological process (GO): superoxide anion generation
Cellular component (GO): cytoplasm
Molecular function (GO): superoxide-generating NADPH oxidase activator activity; phosphatidylinositol binding; protein binding
Source: RefSeq, a predicted model, not a curated record
CUGAUGAAUUUGAGAAUGAAGAUGCUGAUGAAUACAGGGUGUGUUUAUAAUAAUCGUCUUCUUUUCCUCACAGGAAAGAUUCUCUUCAGGAGAAGCCACAUCAGAGACGUGGCCAUGAAACGCCUGAAACCCAUAAACGAGUACUGUAGGGCUCUGAUCCAGCUGCCAGUGUAUAUUUCCCAAUGCGAGGAGGUUCGUGUGUUCUUCGAGACGCGUCCUGAAGACCUGGACCCACCUAAAGAGGAACCCAGUGGGAAAAAGAAAUCUGGCAUUGUGGAGCGAGCGUCUUCUUUCCUAAAGAGAGGAGGAGACUCGUCCUCAGCUGACCCGCUGAUGCUGGACCAAUACGUGGCCGUCACAGACUACGAGAAACAGGAGAGCUCUGAGGUCAGCCUGUACGUGGGGCAGGUGGUGGAGGUCAUCGAGAAAAAUGAGUCCGGCUGGUGGUUUGUUAGCUCCGAUGAUGCUCAAGGUUGGGUACCAGCCACAUGUCUGGAAGCUCAGGAUGACCCUGAUGAUUUCUCAUUUCCAGCAGAAGAAGGUGAGUCCUGCAUAUUCUGGUCACUGCCGAGGCACGUUGGUCGCCGGCGUACUUUAGGGGAUCUGUUCAGCACAGGCUUUGGCCAAGAGGAAAAGUACACCGCAAUCUAUCCUUACUCUGCACGUGAUCAAGAUGAAAUUGAUUUGGAGAGAGGCAUGACUGUUGAGGUCAUUCAGAAAAACUUGGAAGGCUGGUGGAAGAUCAGAUACCAAGGAAAAGAGGGCUGGGCCCCGGCGUCCUAUCUGAAGAAGGCUGACAUUCUCAGUCAGAAGAUGGCGGCUGGUGGCCCUGUUCAUGCCAGCACUAAUGACCUAGACGUGGCUUGCAAACAGCAGAAUGCCAACAAGGAAAACAAGGAGAAUCAGCGGGACCGCUUUUCGCCAUUUUCAGACAGCAAGCGCAAAGCAGGAGCUCGACAGAGACCUCCACCACGCCGGGAUCUUACAAUACCACGAGGAGUGAACCUGCCUAAACCCCCAGUGCCGCCGCAAGUAGAGGAGGAAUAUUACACCAUCGCUGACUUUCAGACAACCAUUCCAGAUGGCAUUAGCUUUCAGGCGGGAGUGAAAGUUGAAGUCAUUGAGAAGAACUCCAGUGGCUGGUGGUACAUUCAGAUCGAUGAAAAAGAAGGCUGGGCUCCAGUCACAUUCAUUGAUAAAUACAAGAAGACUUGCAAUGCCUCUAGGCCUAACUUUUUGGCUCCCCUUCCUGGUGAGAUGGGUCAGCUGAAGUUUGAUGAUACCUCAAACAAUAAUGCCAACUCUGAACAUAGUUGGUCCAAACCCUUGCCAGACGAACCUUCAUCCAACUCUGAAUUUUCCACCCGUUCCAAGCUAAGAGAAUGGAAGCCCAACGCGGUCAAGGGCAGCUCCCAUUUUUCUGCACCCUUACCCCCACCUCCAUCCUCACCUACGGCUGAAGAAAAGCCGGCUUUACCUCCAAGGAGAGAAUCCAUCAACAAGAGCCUGGAAUUGGAGGACAAACCCAAAGCAGACCUUUCUAAACCUCUCCCACCCAAAGUAGACCUUUCUAAACCCCUUCCACCCAAAGUAGACCUUUCCAAACCCCUGCCACCCAAAGUAGACCUUUCUAAACCUCUUCCACCCAAAGUAGACCUUUCUAAACCUCUCCCACCCAAAGUAGACAUUUCUAAACCCCUUCCACCCAAAGUAGACCUUUCUAAACCUCUUCCACCCAAAGUAGACCUUUCUAAACCUCUCCCACCCAAACCACCAAUCCCAGGGGUCAUCGUCCCAUUGGUGACGCCAAAAGCAGCUCCUCUCAAACCAGACAAACCCCCAGAGAUAAAGAAGGAGGAGAAGAACAAGCAACUCUAUCUGCGCAAUGAAAUGGGCUUGGAGUGUGGCCACAAUAUCUCAGCCAAGGAGGUGAAAAAGUUUAACCUAAAGCAUGUGGCCAAGCAGCCUCCCAAACCCAAACCAGAUUCACUCGAAGAGAAGCCUGAUUCGGCCAUCCCAGCCACCUUCCUGAAGCCGAAACCAGUGGUCAGACCAAAGCCCCCCCCUGCAGUGAAACCAGAGCCGGUAGCUAAGAGUGAGCUGGACAUCACAAACCUUCGGAGUAAACUUCGUCCGUCUAAGCUUCCAGAGCUCAGUGGCAACUCAAGUGAUCCCAACCAACAGAACGAUAUGCCAUCCAGUAACCCCCAGAAUAAUGGCGGAACAAAUGAAGAGCCAAAAUUCCCCCCUAAGCAACAAAACGGCCAUAACCCAUCAGAAACAACUAAACCGCCGACACCUGCACCAAAAGAGCCUCCCCAGAGGCCAUCUGUGGCCCCUAGAAGGCCUCCACCACCAAAGAAGAGUUCAGAGCCAGCCAGUCCUACAGACACCAAAGCUCCUCCAAAAGACUUGCUGGAAGCCAAGCCGGCUCCCCCUCCUCAGAACAGACCCCCGCCACCCAAAACGAAAGCCUUCCCUUUGCCAGCCUCCAAAGAAAAGGAGAAGGAGGAACCCAAGCCCAAAAUACCUGUGCCACCAAAGCCCCUCAUUAAGACAGAAAAACCAGGGCCUCCGAGAGACAAACUCCCUCCCCUUAUCAAGGAGCCAGCCAAAGAGGAGCUGUUCUUAGCCGUGGCGGACUUUGAAGGAGACGAGCAGACACCUGGCUUUAAAGAGGGCGCUGUCUUCGAAGUGCUGGAGAAAAGUGGCAGCGGCUGGUGGUUUUGUAAAAAUGUGAGUGAUGGGCCAGGGAUGGAGGGCUGGAUUCCUUCCAAUUACCUGACCAAGAAACCUUAGGUACUCUCGGCAUCGCUGCCUAAAGAAAACUUAUUUAAUUAACAUCUUUAUUUAUGGGUACCUUUUUUUAAAUCUCAUUCCAUCCUUUGCAAGUUCAAACAGGCCAUACUAAUUUGUUUGCUUGCUUUUUAAUUGUGUAACUCUCCCUUUUAGUGUGCUUUAGCACUGUUACUUGCACAUCCUUAUGUUAAUCAAACCUUAUAUGUAUCGCUAAAGGUUUAAGUGACUAGCAAUAUAUCAAUGACUUUUCACAGCCUCCAUGAUAUUGUGCCUCAGUAUAAUAUGCAAAGCAUUCUGUGCUUUUUGCGUAGUAAAUGCAAAUAAGUCAAACUUGAUAUCUGAGCAGUGUAUAUCAGCAGAUUGAGUCUAGAUUAGAAUAGGAGUAUGCUUCUAUAUUACACAUACUACAAAACCUUACAAUUAGCAAGCUGGAGCUUCAAAUCAAGCCUGGAGAACUUAAACACUCUAGCUUUAUAACGCUACGUUUCAAUUUUGAGUCUUUUAGUUUACAGCCAAGUACAAAUAGUCAUAAAUAUUGUAGGUUCUGAGACUAUAAAACUCUACAGAUCACUUUGCUUGUUUAUCUACUUUAAGUUUCAAUUGUUUGGUUUCAAGCUGCACUUUUUAUAGACUCUGCACUGUGGAACUGAUGAGUAAAGGGAAGGUGUGGAAUGAGGAGAAGCAAGAAAAGUGUAAACACACGGCCUUAAGGUUUACAGGACGGUGGCACCCAUUUCUAUUCUUAUUUCUUUUCUAUUUGAUUUCUGUCGUGUAAAUGUUAUUGCAAACAUUGAUAUAAAAAGCAACUCUGUUUCGCAGUACCAAUUGUCCACAUUAGUGAAUAAUGGAUUACCUCAGAGCAGCCAUAAUAUUGUCAAUCUUUUAUAUGUCAGUAUUGCCCAAAGUAUUUUCAUACCAUUGACUAAAGGUGCUUAGAUAUUUUACAAUCAUUGUCAAAUGCGUCAACAUUCAUGCUUGACUGGUUUCAAGCAUACAUUUGAUAAACAUGUUUAUUGUUAACACUACAUUUGGAAAUGUGUAUUUUAUGUUACUAAAAAUAUUUUGUGUUUUGUUUUCCAUUCGUUUUGUUUAUCAGAAAACUAAACCAGUGUUAAAUAGGUGCCCAGUGGACUUGACAAUACUGGGAGCACCAGAAAUCAUAUGCUGACUUUGCUCUAUGGUCAUCCGCUCCUGGUUGCUAUAAAAUGCAUCCAUAAAAGCAGUCCAUCUUUAAACGUGCAACACAUGCAAGUGCCUGAGUUAGGAAAGGAGAAUGGAAGGUGUUCUAUAUUGAGAGGUAUUUGCUAGAGAAAUACUAUGAAGGAUAAGAGAGUGAAGAGGGUAAACACUAAGUAUGAAACGUGACUGUUCAAAUGUGUUUCUCCAACCAGGAACAAAGGCAAGAUGACAUGGGUUACCUUAUUAUUAUAAUUAUUUUUUGUGUGUGAUGUUGUGUUAAUAGUAUUUUUGUCUUUUAACUUUUUUUACAUAAUGUAAAUCAAAUAAACAUUUUAAAUAGUCAA